Molecule: messenger RNA, 2893 nt
Organism: Oryzias latipes (Japanese medaka)
Lineage: Eukaryota; Metazoa; Chordata; Actinopteri; Beloniformes; Adrianichthyidae
Gene: sfmbt1
Product: Scm like with four mbt domains 1
Biological process (GO): negative regulation of DNA-templated transcription
Cellular component (GO): nucleus
Molecular function (GO): chromatin binding; transcription corepressor activity; histone binding
Source: RefSeq, a predicted model, not a curated record
UCGUGAACGAAAGCGUGAAGCACGCGAGAAGCUGCACGAGGCACACCAGAAAUAGGGGGCCUCAACUCUAAACAGUAAUAGCUCCUCUCGUUGCCCUGACGACGGAUUCAGCCACUUCUUUGACCCGUGCUCAUUCCCUCACUCUGGCUGGAUAGCAUCUCUCCUCGGCUUGCACUCUCCUAGUCUUGUCCUUGAGGGGGGCACCAGCAUGAGCCAGGAAGGACUGGAGUCUGAUGGAGACUGUGCUCAGGACUCGGCUGACUUUAUCUGGGAUGACUAUCUGGAGGAGACUGGAUCUGUGUCUGUGCCUCAUCACGCCUUCAAACAUGUGGACCAGGGCCUGCAGACGGGACUUACGCCUGGGAUGAAGCUGGAGGUCUGUGUGCGCUCAGAGGUCGACAGCCCUUAUUGGGUGGCCACUAUCAUCACCACAUGUGGCCAGCUGCUGCUGCUGCGCUACGAAGGAUGCCAGGAUGACCGUCGCUCCGACUUCUGGUGUGACAUCAUGACGGCGGACCUCCACCCUUUGGGCUGGAGCCGGCAUCACGGCAAGACCAUGAGGGCCCCAGAGGGGGUACGUGAGAAGAAUGAAGACUGGGAAGCUCUGCUGGAAAAGGCCUUGGCUGAGGGGUGCAGCGCGCCUGCCAGCCUUCUGGAACUGCCCCAGCGUGGCAGAGACCCUGUGGAGCUUCUGUGCGCGGGUUGUUAUGUGGAGCUCCAGGACAACGUUGACCCGGGGCUGGCCUGGGCCGCAGAGGUGGAGGAGAAUGUUGGAGGGAGGCUCAAGCUGCGCCUCGUCGGCACAGAGGGCCUUCCAGACACACCAGCAACCCUCUGGCUCUUUUAUCUCCACCCACGCCUUCACCCACCAGGCUGGGCCCAAGAGCACGGCUACACACUUAAACCUCCUUCAGAUCUGUUAGCUCUGCGGACGGAUGAGGAGUGGGAGGAAGUGAGGCAGAGGAUCUGUGACCUUCCUCAGGAUGAAGCUUUGGUGGCAGAGUUAAGUAAGGAACAACCCAUCAUCGCUGCUCAUUGUUUUAAGGAAGGGAUGAAACUAGAGGCUGUUGACCCCACUGCACCUAUUUCCAUCAGGCCUGCUACUGUCACCAAGGUAUACAACGAUAAAUACUUCUUGGUGACAAUGGAUGACCUUUGUGGUAUUGAGGAGUCGGAGGGUUCAAGUCGGUCAUUCCUGUGUCACAGAGACAGUCCUGGGAUCUUCCCCACUCAGUGGAGUCUCAAAAAUGGACUUCCCCUCAGCCCCCCACCAGGAUACCAGGGUCCAGAUUUUGACUGGGCUGAUUACCUGAAGCAGUGCGAGGCCGAGGCUGUUCCUCAACAUUGCUUUCCAACUGAGCAAAGUGAACACAGCUUCAAAGAGGCCAUGAAACUAGAGGCUGUCAACCUGCUGUCACCUGAGAACAUUCAUGUUGCAACAGUCACCAGGGUCAAAGGGCAAUACAUUUGGCUAAGUCUGGAAGGUCUGAAGCAGCCGAUGCCAGAGCUGAUAGUUCACGUGGAUUCCCUCGAUAUCUUUCCUGUCAGCUGGUGUGAGACAAACGGCUACCCACUGGUGUACCCCAUCAAGCCUUCAGUUGAGAAGGAAAGAAAAGUUGCUGUUGUGCAGCCAGAGAAACACAGAACUCCUCCCAAGUCUUCAUCACCAGAUGCUGUCAAGCAGCAGAUGGCAAACCAGUCCGAGACAGGGCAGGGAAAUGGGAAAUAUUGCUGCCCCAAGAUCUACUUCAACCACCGGUGCUUCUCAGGCCCUUAUCUGAACAAGGGACGCAUUGCUGAGCUGCCUCAAUUCAUCGGCCCUGGAAACUGUGUUCUUGUUCUCAAGGAGGUGUUGACUCUACUAAUAAACUCGGCAUACAAGCCGAGCCGCGUGCUGAGAGAACUGCAGCUGGAUCAGGAGAGCCGCUGGCAAGGCCAUGGAGAAACACUCAAAGCAAAAUACAAGGGAAAGAGUUACAGAGCAACAGUGGAAAUUGUCCGGACUGCAGAUCGAGUGGCAGACUUCUGCAGGAAAACCUGCAUAAAACUGGAGUGCUGCCCAAAUCUGUUUGGACCUCGCAUGGUGCUGGAGCACUGUUCGGAGAACUGCUCUGUCCUUACCAAGACCAAAUACACUUAUUACUAUGGAAAGAAAAAAUGUAAACGUGUUGGGCGUCCACCUGGGGGCCACACCAAUUUGGAGGCUGGCGUAAAGAGGAAAGGGCGUAGGAAAAAGAGGAGAAAACAGCUCUUCGUCCAUAAGAAGAGACGUUCUUCAGCCUCUGUAGACAAUACGCCUGCGGGAUCUCCACUGGGCAGUGGAGAAGAGGAAGAUUUGGAUGAAGACGACUCCCUGAGUGAUGAUUCUGGCUCUGAGAUGCAGGAUGAUCUUCAGGAUGACUCUGAGCAGUCAGCUGGAAAGUCUCAACCAACCACACCUUCUCCCUCACCACCAGCAACGCCCAGGCCUUCACGCAGACGCCGGAAACCUUGUUCGCCCUCGUUCUCUGAUGAUGAGAAUCACCCUCCUUCACCGAAGACGUCAAAACUUGAGCCUCCUCAGAAACUGUGUUUGGACACCAGCCCACUGGAGUGGAGUGUUGCUGAUGUGGUCCGCUUUAUCAGGACCACAGACUGCGCACCUCUGGCAAAGAUUUUCUUGGAUCAGGAGAUUGAUGGACAAGCACUGCUGCUGUUGAAUCUCCCAACAGUCCAGGAAUGCAUGGACCUGAAGCUGGGACCAGCCAUAAAGCUGUGCCACCACAUUGAGAGGGUCAAACUGGCAUUUUAUCAGCAGUUUGCUACAUAGUUGAUGGGGAAUAACAUAGGGCAUGGCAACAUCCUGUUCUGUGUAUUACCCAUAUAAAAAGAGAAACAUAUACUCCAACUGUGA